Molecule: messenger RNA, 5427 nt
Organism: Haliotis rubra (blacklip abalone)
Lineage: Eukaryota; Metazoa; Mollusca; Gastropoda; Lepetellida; Haliotidae
Product: tripeptidyl-peptidase 2-like
Biological process (GO): proteolysis
Cellular component (GO): cytosol
Molecular function (GO): serine-type endopeptidase activity; tripeptidyl-peptidase activity
Source: RefSeq, a predicted model, not a curated record
UCUAGCCAACAUGGCGACUUCUAUAGACGCUGAAUUUCCCGUUGACGGUAUUUUACCUAAGAAAGAGACUGGAGCGUCUGUGUACUUGUCGAAGUAUCCUAACUACGAUGGCAAGGGAGUGGUCAUCGCUAUCCUUGAUACGGGAGUCGAUCCCGGAGCUCCUGGAUUACAGGUGACCAGUGAUGGUCGUCCUAAGAUUAUCGACAUAGUGGAUGCUACCGGGUCCGGUGAUGUGGACACUUCUCAAGUGGUGGAGGCAGUGGCAGGGGAGAUCACUGGCCUCACUGGCAAGACACUCAAGAUUCCGCUGUCGUGGAAGAAUCGGUCAGGCAAGUACCACAUCGGUGUGAAGAAUGCCUUUGACUUGUUCCCUAAAGGCCUGAAGGAGAGGAUGACUAGGGAGAGGAGGGAACAGCACUGGGACCCUCAUCACAGGAUUGCACUUGCUGAUGCUGUCAAGAAACUGGAGGAUUUGGACACAAAAGUUGGAGCUUCCUUGGAGGAGAAACUUAUUAAGGAGGAUCUACAGGCACAGGCUGAUAUACUACAGAGUCUUGACAAGAAGUAUUCUGACUGUGGGCCUGUGUAUGACUGUGUUGUCUUCUAUGAUGGCAAUACAUGGAGGGCAUGUGUUGACACCAGUGAGACAGGGGACCUGGAAAGCUGUAAACUGCUGGCUAACUACCACGAAGAGCUGGAGAGUGCCAGACUCAGUAAUGCAGACAUGAUGAACUUCUCGGUGAAUAUAUACAAUGAUGGCAAUGUAUUGGAAGUUGUAACUAAUGCAGGUUCCCACGGCACCCACGUGGCAUGCAUAUCAGCUGGCCACUUCCCAGACAACCCCGAGAGGAACGGGCUGGCGCCAGGGGCACAGAUCGUCUCCAUCAAAGUAGGAGAUACACGACUGGGCUCAAUGGAGACAGGAACCUCCCUUGUCAGAGCUAUGAUCAAGGUAUUGGAGCGCAAAUGUGAUUUAAUCAACUAUAGUUAUGGAGAAGCGUCUCACUGGUCUAAUUCAGGGCGUGUGUGUGAUAUAAUCAAUGAUACAGUCAACAAGCAUGGUGUGAUAUUUGUAGCUAGUGCUGGCAACAAUGGCCCAGCAUUAUCCACAGUGGGUACCCCAGGCGGGACAACUUCAGCAGUUCUAGGUGUUGGAGCCCAUGUCACUCCCGCUAUGAUGGCUGCUGAAUACUCUCUCAGGGAACGACUACCUCCAAUGCAGUACACAUGGUCUUCCAGGGGUCCAAGUCAUGAUGGUGCUCUAGGAGUGUGUAUCAGCGCCCCUGGAGGAGCCAUAGCCUCAGUACCAAACUGGACUCUCCGCGGCAGUCAGCUGAUGAAUGGUACCAGCAUGAGCUCUCCUAAUGCCUGUGGCGCCAUAGCCCUUGUGCUGUCUGGUCUGAAGGCAAACGGAGUACCUUACACUCCACACAGUGUGCGGAGAGCUCUGGAGAACACAGCACAGAAGGUGGACACUGUUGAAGUGUUUGCCAUGGGCUAUGGUCUGGUACAGGUGGAGAAAGCGUUUGACUACCUGUGCCAGAAUGCCGCAGAGAAGGAGAGGAACGUGAAGUUCCAGGUGACGUGUCAGGGAGGAAAGAGGGGGAUCUAUCUCCGGGAGGUGCCCCAGCUGCAGAAGCCCUCUGAAGUGUCAGUGUCUGUAGAACCCAAGUAUUUUGAGGAAAAAGCUGCUCAAACUGAGAAGAUCGAGUUCAACAUCCAGUUCAGCCUGGUGUGUGAGGCACCCUGGGUUCAGUGUCCGGCACAUCUGGAGCUGAUGAAUGUGUCCCGGACUUUCUCAGUCAAAGUUGACCCUCGGGGGCUGUCAGAAGGGGACCACUUUACAGAGGUGUGUGGGUACGAUGUCCAGAAUAUACAGAAGGGUCCACUGUUCAGGGUUCCUAUCACUGUCAUAGUGCCUUCAAGAGUGACAGACGGUAUAAACUUCUCACUGUCCUACAAGGAUGUGAGAUUCCGGCCAGGUCAGAUACACAGACGGUUCAUCCAUGUGCCUGAAGGAUCAACUUACGCAGUUCUCCAUGUGAAGUCUCAAGACACGGAGAAGAACUGUAGAGUGCUCCUACACACCCUGCAGGUGUCUCCACAACACCAGUACAAGAAGUACGAGUUUGAGAGAUUUAUAACAAUAUCCGACUUAGGAGAUACUACUCAAGCAUUCCCAGUGUUGGAUGGUGUGACUCUCGAGUUGUGUGUAGCUAAGUGGUGGGCCAACCUAGGGGAGGUAACUCUCGACUACUCCAUUACAUUCUAUGGUUCUCAGCUUGAUGCCAGGCAGCCUGUCAUGCAUGUAGCAGAGGGCAUUUCACGAUUCAAUAUUCGUUCCCAGCUGAAGAAUGAGGAAUGCUUUCCUUCUAUUAACCUGAAAACUAUGGUGCAACCUAUCAGGCCAUCUGAACAUCGUAUGCGGUGUCUACAAGGUGCUAGAGAUUGUCUUCCAGAGAACAGACAGAUCUAUGGUAUAGAGCUGUCCUACAGUUUCCACAUGAGUAAAGCUGGUGAGGUGAUGCCAGACUGCUCGUUGCUCAGUCACAUGUUGUACGAGUCUGAAUAUGAGAGUCAGCUGUGGAUGAUCUUUGACACCAACAAGCAACUUAUAGCUUCAGGAGAUGCGUAUCCUAAUCAGUACACAUGUAAGCUGGAGAAGGGAGACUACCAGCUGCUGAUGCAGGUGAGACAAGAGUCCCGAGAGAGCCUGGAGAGGAUUAAGGAUGCAGUAGUUCUGCUGCAUCACAAGCUCGCUAACUCCAUCACCCUGGAUGUCUACAACCACCCACAGAAUGCUCUGACUGCUGGCAAGAAGGGCUCUUCAUUCACUGCCGUCAAAGGAAUGGUAUAUCCAGUAUACUGGCUCCCCUUGUCGGAGGAUAAGCUGCCUAAAGGAGCAUCGGCAGGACAUUUCUUGUUGGGAACUAUGUCCCUGGUUAAAGAUGAUCCCUCCAAGAAAGCAAGCUCCAUACCAUUCAAGUAUGUCCUGACCGAGAACCCCAAGAAGUCCAACAACAGUAAGAGCAAUGGGAAGGAGAAGGAGAAGGAAAAGAAGACAAAGGAGGAAGAAUUCAGUGAAUCUCUCCGAGAUCUCAAGGUCUCCUGGAUAACCAAACUUGAGUUGGGUAAUGCUUUGUAUGAUGAGCUGCGGAAGGACUACCCCAACCACCUCCCUCUACACAUUGCCAGACUUCAGGCUCUCGACUCAGAUGAGGACCAUGAGAACAACCUGGGAGAUAUCAUAUCUCUGUCUCGUCAUAUCAUCUCAAAGAUUGACCAACCAAGUCUACUUGCCUUCUACGGCAUGAAGAAUGACUCCAGACCUGAGGCAUCAACUGUCAAAAGUGAGAUGGACAAGCAGAAGUCGGCCCUGGUGGAGGCCUACGUCCAUCUAGGCUGUGCACAGGCUGAUGUCCUCUCACAGCCUCAGGAAGCCACAGACUCAACAGAUGAUUCCUCCUCUGUCAUCGUACCGCCCCAAGUCUCCAUGAAGGAUCUGGAUGACACGUUUGUGGAGAUACAGAAGUGGGCUGAUCUCACAGAUGCCAAGGUGCUGCCGUUCGCUGUGAGACAUGCUAUUGCACACAAGCAGUACGGGAGAGCUGUGAAGUACCUCCUCAAGCAGCAGGAAGACAAGGGGUCACGGGAUGUUGAGGCAAAGAUAAAGACAAUGUACUCUCAUCUGAACUGGGAUCACUGUGUGAGGCAUAUAGGCAACUGGAUGCUAGUCCGAUAUCCAUCCGGUUACAGGCCAUUUUAAUACUGACACCUAGAUACCUUCUAGACACAUAUCCAGUUUACCAACAAGGCAGUUCUACUUUGUCACUGAAUUAGAUACACUUAGUGUGAAAGCUGACUUUUAUCGGAACAUGGGAUCACGUGACCAGUCGAGUACUUUCGACAUCUCUUGCCAAAUUCAGUAGAGGUGCGGGAGAGAAAUAUUUUAACCCAUUGAUCCCACGCAUGGAUUGUGUCCAAUACAGUGACAGUUUUACAUGUAUUUAUGAAUAAGAGUCACGUCUCUGGAAGACUCUGGUUCACUUCAUUGUUGUACUAUGUGAUUUUAACACUGUAGCUUGUCAUUUAUUGUGUGUAUGUGUGUGUGACAAAUGUGUGUAAGUGUGAUACCAUGCAAACGGCCUGGUUCAGCUGUCAUUGUGUGAUAUGGCUGACUGCUAAGUUUCAACAUGGCUUCAUGUUUGUUUUUGGUUUUUGAGAUUAAUGAAUUUACAUGCAAACUGCUGCAAUAUUUAUUUUAAUGGUCAUCUUUUGAACAUGUUCACUGCUGUUUUAGAAUUUAUUUCUAUCUGUUAACGUGAUUUUAAAGCUGAAACCCAGUUGGAAAUAUCAAAUUUUGCUCUUUGCUGUAGUCCAUAUGUCCAGUCUGUAAAAGAAGGUACAAAAAUUGUUUGCAUAUUGUUGAAUAUAUGUCUGAUAAACUUGACAUGUUUUGUAUGGUUCACAUCCAACUAUCUGUGACUUGUUUCAUGUAAUAAUCACAAUGAAUAUUUGCGAUGGAGAUAUUUUCCUGAGACUUAAAAUUAUAUUCGGAUAAUUCAUUAUAUCAGGGAGUGUAAUAUGUCUUUAAGAUAUGUUUAUAAACAUGUUCUCAUCUCUCUCAUGUCUCUGAAAUAUAUAGCAGCUAUCUGAUUAUCAUAGAGGGUCAUGUGCUUUAACACAUAUGUGCACACAAUUUUACAUAUCACUCAAUAUCAUUUGAACAUCAUGGUUUAACAUUAGAGCAUAGGCAUAAAAAUCAUUACAUCAGUUAAAAAAUUAAGUUACAUCAAUAUUCGGCAUUACAUCAUCACCAAGAGAAAUUUGAAUAUGUAAAUUGUACAUUUUUGAUCAACAAAUCUAUGUAUUUUCUCUGACCAUGUUAUGUUUGAUAUAUAGUAUCUACAUUUGCAUAAUGACCUAUAAUUGCAUCACCAUUACACAUUUAGUUUGGGUGUUCUGGCCCAAAAUCAACACUAAGAACAUUAGGAUGACUUCACUAUAAGAGUUUAACUAUAAUAGUUUAACUAUAAUAGUUGUAUAGAAUUUUGUCUCCCUUAAUCUUGAAAGUAAUCAAUAGUGUAACUACUUGCUCUCUCAACAACAGUAUAAGGCAGGUUGAGUGUGUCAUGUGUAUCUUGCACAACUCAUUGUCACUUCAUUUUUUAAAAACUAUACCAUGUAAUGUGAUUGUCUUGAAGGGCAUUGUCAGAUUCAGUACACAAAGGUUGUAAUUAAACAUCAGUUGUAAACACAGUACGUGCAGGUGUAGUUGUAUGUAGAAUUGACUAUCUAUAUCACCAUGGUAGGCUUGUAGGAUAAACUGUACAUUUGAGACACCCCUGUGAUACCAGACUGAAGACAUCACUUUGUUCUGUAUAUUGAGCUUUUAUGACACCGUACAAAUAAAAACUAAUUCACGUA